Molecule: messenger RNA, 2205 nt
Organism: Pipistrellus kuhlii (Kuhl's pipistrelle)
Lineage: Eukaryota; Metazoa; Chordata; Mammalia; Chiroptera; Vespertilionidae
Gene: VTA1
Product: vesicle trafficking 1
Exons: 9
Coding region: 60-1013 (317 amino acids)
Biological process (GO): late endosome to vacuole transport via multivesicular body sorting pathway
Cellular component (GO): multivesicular body
Source: RefSeq, a predicted model, not a curated record
CAGCGGAAGCGGAAGUGCCGGCGGCGCGCGAGUAGGAAGUAGUAAGCCUUGGCCUAGAGAUGGCUGCGCUGGCCCCGCUGCCCCCGCUGCCCCCGCAGUUUAAGAGCAUACAGCAUCACCUGAGGACGGCGCAGGAGCAUGACAAGCGGGACCCCGUGGUGGCCUAUUACUGCCGUUUAUAUGCAAUGCAAACUGGAAUGAAGAUUGAUAGUAAAACUCCUGAAUGUCGUAAAUUUUUAUCAAAGCUAAUGGAUCAGUUAGAAACUCUUAAGAAACAGUUGGGUGAUAAUGAAGCUGUUACUCAAGAAAUAGUUGGUUGUGCCCAUUUGGAGAAUUAUGCUUUGAAAAUGUUUUUGUAUGCAGAUAAUGAAGAUCGGGCUGCACGAUUUCACAAAAACAUGAUCAAGUCCUUCUAUACGGCAAGUCUUUUAAUAGAUGUCAUAACUGUGUUUGGAGAACUUACUGAUGAAGUCAUUACUCAUGGUUACACAAAACUAAAUAAAAAUGUGAAACACAGAAAAUAUGCAAGGUGGAAGGCAACAUAUAUCCAUAAUUGUUUAAAGAAUGGAGAGACUCCUCAAGCAGGGCCUGUUGGAAUUGAAGAUGAUAAUGAUGUUGAAGAAAAUGAAGAUGUUGGAGCCACCUCUCUGCCCACUCAGCCACCUCAGCCAUCACCUUCACCUUAUGACCCCAGCAACAUGCCUUCCAGCAACUAUACUGGAAUACAGAUUCCUCCCGGUGCACACGCCCCAGCGAAUACACCAGCAGAAGUGCCUCACAGCACAGGUGUAACAAGUAAUACUCUUCAGCCUACUCCACAAACUAUUCCAGCCAUUGAUCCUGCACUUUUCAAUACAGGUUCCCAGGGGGAUAUCUGUCUAACGCCCGAGGACUUUGCUAGAGCUCAGAAAUACUGCAAAUAUGCUGGCAGUGCUUUACAAUAUGAAGAUGUCAGCACUGCUGUGCAGAAUCUGCAGAAGGCCCUCAAGUUACUGACUACCGGCAGAGAAUAAAGCCUUUGUACAGCAGAUCCAUGCAUUUUGGCUUACAGAACUAACAGUCCAUUAGUCUCCAUCUUCUGCCUAUCAGGAGCACAGUUUUAAGGAAGACUUCAGUUCCAUUGACUAUAACAAUGAAAUCUGUGUCUAUGUAUCCGAUUCCUGUUGAAGCAUUCAUCAGAGGCCUCAACCAGUUUUUAUUGCCACUUAGUGGAUCCAGUAAUCUCUGGGUGUAUCAUAAUCUCUGGGUGUAUCGGGCUGAUGUUAAAAAUGCCCAUCGAACUCUACCAAAAAAUGAAAAUACAGUUCUAAAAAAUUUAUUUGUAUCUUAAUUUACAUGAUUUAAGGAAUAUUUUAAUUUAUAAUUUGAACAAACAGAGCAUAGUACUUUGCUAUAAAAUUUUAAUUUUAAUAAAGAUGGCCAGAACAUUCCAGAUUAGAAAUCAUCCUUUUUGUUUUCCUCAAAACUUAAAAAACAGGUAUGAACAUCCUAAAUUGUUAGAUAAAUCUGAAAGAGAUUGUGUUCAAAAUUCCAUUUAUAUUCAUGUUAUAACUACAUUAAAAGUUUAAAUUUUCUUGGGAAAGAAGAUAAGGAGGUAGAAUCACUUUUAGACAUAAGAAAGAUGUUGGUUUCCCAACUGCUUUUCCUUAUUCUUUGAAGCUUAAGGUGAAUUGGUAUUUGUUUCAUAGGCAGCUUGACUGCAUGUAUUAGAGAAUGAAAAAUGUUUUAGUAAUGCCUGGAAACCUGGUGCUUUAAGUUAGGAUUCUCCUCUGCUGCUAUGGAAUGGUUCUCUAGAGUGUUUAGCUAUGAAUGAUGCAGAAGUUUAUAAGAAAUUAGAUUCUCAGUUAUGUUUAUAAGUUUUAUGGGGAAUUUUGGACUUAAUGUGUCACCUGCAUUUGUGCUGUAUAAAAAAUAAAUGCAAGGAUUCUUUUCACUACUUCAAUUUACUACAGAGCCAAAUGUCUGUUUUAAUUUGCAUGCUAGAAUUGUCAUUUUUAAGUCAUUAUUUUUAGUUACAGGGAAUAUGAUAUUUCUGUGGUAAGACACAAUUUUCUUUAAAAGAGAGAGAUAAAUUUGCUUAAUUUAUUUGUAAUGCAUCUGGUCCAUUUAUUCCACUAAGAUUGAAAUACUUUAACAUAUGGGUCAGCAAACUAUGGUUCGUGGCUUGGCCACCUGUUGUUCAAAUAAAGUUUUAUUGAAUCAAAA